Messenger RNA from Patella vulgata (common limpet), 9997 nucleotides. RefSeq names its product neuron navigator 2. The coding region runs from base 27 to 6848 and encodes 2273 amino acids. The record is from RefSeq and is a predicted model, not a curated record. The transcript is spliced from 29 exons. Lineage: Eukaryota; Metazoa; Mollusca; Gastropoda; Patellidae. Gene Ontology annotation, molecular function: protein binding; ATP hydrolysis activity; ATP binding. Gene Ontology annotation, biological process: neurogenesis; nervous system development.
UUACGAUUAUAUCGUGGAGUAUUGUAAUGGCCUCGGCUAUACCUAGACCUACCAAAAUACCUGUACCAGCGGCUAAACGAGAAUCAGCCAUUAUUAUUAAUAGAGACAAGACUAAACAAAAGAUCUACACAGACUGGGCCAACCAUUAUUUGGAGAAAUCACGGAAUAAAAAGUUUAUAUCCGAUCUGCAACAGGACAUAUCUGAUGGGGUUCUGUUAGCAGAUGUCAUUGAAGCUGUCACAAAUGACAAAGUUAAGGAUAUAAAAUUAAAACCAAAGAACACUGCACAAAUGGUUGAUAACAUCAAUGCGUGUUUAAACUUCCUGUCUGGUCUGGGUGUCAGUGUGGAUGGCAUCAGUGCUAAAGAUAUAAAAGAAGGUAACUUGAAGGCCAUAUUAGGAUUGUUUUUUAGUUUAUCAAGAUACAAACAACAACAGAAAACACAGCAAGCGGCACAGAAAUCGGCCGAACAAUCUCAAGUUAACCAACCGCCUUCCACCACCCCUCAACAACAACAUCAUGUAGAUAGUGCUACUUCUUGUCAUGCUGGACAUACACCACCUCAAUUAAAUGGAGGGGAAGUCCAAUCAAGAUUGCCAUCACCAUUUAAGAAUAACAAAAACACCUCAGUACAUAACCCCAGUGCCAAAGAUACCACCUCAUCAUCAUCAUCUGUGAAUAAUGCUAAUUUAUCGUUACGAAGUAAAUCUCAUGGUGCCCACUCUACCUCAAAUGAUAAAGCCAAGUCGCAGCAGAACCAGCAGAAUAAUAUUUUACAAGUCUCUUCAUCAAGUAAUUCCAAGAACAAUAACACCCGUGCCACAUCACCGGGCCAUCAGCAUAGUGGUAUUCCUACACCAGGUGGUAAAGCAAUCCCGACAGCUCGCAGCCAAUCGGCAGCUGAGAAACAAAUCAACAGAACUAGCGCUAGCUCGACUAGUUCAACUUCCUCUACCAAAAGUAACCCAGCCAAGCCACCGAAUAAAAACUCUAUGUUGGACAAAUUCAAAUUUUUCAACUCCAAGGAGAAGGACAAGAAAGGGGGAGCUGUAAAAGGCUCAUCCAAGAAUAGCACUGCUACUAGUGCCAAUAGUUCAAGGAGCGACACUGAUUCUGGAAGAGAUACAAAAUCUUCUACUAGCCCAAGGAGCUCCAUAGAGGCUGGUGCUAGUAGUAGCAGCAACAAUGGGGCAUCUAGCCCCAAACUUCCAGCUAAGACUGGUAAAAAAUCUCUGGUCCGUGCCUUUAGCACAAAGCGCGAAACUCCAAAGACCCUAACACCAGAAGAUACUAAUAAAAGACCUAAUGCACCUUCUCCUGCAACAACACAACCGAGGACUCCAUCUCCAAAUACCAAUAUCCCAGUCCCAGGUGCUCCUCCUCCUAUACCAAAAACAUCACCACCCCCGAGUAGAAAAACAACGUCCAAAUCUGAUAAAUCAGAAAAAUCAGAUAAAUCUGAUAAAUCUUCCAAAGGAGGAACUUUGAUUCCAAAGUCUGCUUCUUCAUCAGGAAAAUCUAAAUCUGCUGCAUCAACACCAACUUCCUCAGGAGGAUCCCAGAUCCCUCCGCCUAACUUCAGCAUGCCGAAGUCAUCCAAGUCAAGUAAAUCAAGUAAAGAAGAAAAGAGUAAAAGCUCUCUAAAUGGGAAAGAACAUAAUAAGGCCUUAUUUUCAUCCUUGCCUGGUGUUAACGCACAUAAAACAUUAGCCAAUAAAUCAUCUAGUGGUGUGUCAAGUCCUGCUUCAACGCCUGAUGGAAAUGGUGGGAUGUUGUCGCAUUCGAACUCGAAUCACUCUGGUAUCCAUCAUGCAUCUAAGUCAUCUCAGGAAUACAGCAGCAAUGUCAUCCCUGCUCAUCAAUCGCGUGUUCAGGCUCAGGAUAACACAUAUUACCGUGCUGUAGAACAUAGUGCUACAAUCGCUAACCCACACUCUAAUGCACACGCCCCUACAGACCACAUGAACAUGCAUAAUAUGGUCUCGAAAUCAUCCAGGACUCCAAAGAGUCAAAUCGUUAUUCCCAGUGCUCGUCAUGGUGGUAAUUCCAUGACUCAAACUGUUAACAUAGUAAAACCGACUUGUACGAUGGCUCCAUCGCGAUCAGUAGCAAAAGCCGAUGGAAAUACUCAGACAAACUUGUCAGUCAUUCAAAAAACCAUGGCAUCAUCAAAAUAUGCAGCUGCAAAAGAAAAUAGCAAUCAUAGUGUUCAUUCUGAAGGGAAUUAUUCUAAACCUCACGAUUCUCUGUUUUCGAACAGAGUUGCAAGUCCUGUUACUCCUCAGAUGCAGAGCCCUGUAAUAAAUGAACGCGAUGAAAAUUCACAAAAUAUGUCACUGUCCUCUGUUUUAUCUUCAAGUCAAUCAUCAAGUGCAUCAACUAGUGUCUCGUCAAAUGACAGUGUUGUUCACAAACCUGGUAUGGAAUCUAGUGCUUAUGAUCGUUUAUAUUCAAGUUCUUCAAACUCUCCAAGGUUGGGGGUCAAAAUGUUAGGCAAACCCGCAAAUAACGUGGCCAUUGUGCAACCACGACAUGGUGAAAAGAUCGAAACAACAUUUGAUAGGGAAGUACGAACUGAAACAGUGAAUAAACCCUCUUCUGGAAAGGAAACAACAUUUUCAGAAAAAAGUACGACUUUUGUUGACGAUUGCGGUGAAACUAUGGAUAUAAAACCAAUGCCCCCAAUCAUGAGAGCACUGCCUUAUGGGUAUUUCCGUGGAUACACAGGGUAUACUGGAUUAUCGUCCAGUCGCAAUUUUCACAUUCCCGGUAUCUCUGUACCUCCAACCCAAGCAAUGUAUGCAAGCAGCACGAGUCGGCUUGGAGUCAACAGACCCAUUCUGGAACAUGGUAAAUUUUAUUCAGGACAAAUCAAGAGAUCUGGAUCUAAUUGUCCAAGUGUGAACGAUCCAGAUUAUGCUUCGGACGUGGAUAAUUAUGAUUAUGUUUCUGGCUAUAUGUCAGACGGUGAUAUAUUGAAAAACAACCGAGUGGAUGAUUGGUCAAGUGGUUACAUGAGUGAAGGUGGUGCGUCCUUGUACGCCAGACGUCUGCAGCAGAGAUUCCGAGAAGGAAUGCAAGCAGUAAAAGAAUGUAUGCAGAAGUCCAGUGGUGUCAUUGAUGAUGAUAGUUUUGAUGACAGUAGUUCUAUCAGUAGUGGUGACAUCAGUGAUACAAUCGCCGAAAUCAGCACGGAUGAAAAUCUGACUGGAUCAUCUCAGGGGGCGCUGUCUGAUACCAAUCCUUACAGUAGCCUAAAGAGAGGUCCAAAGGAUCUUACCCAAGGAAUUCAUGUCAGUAACGGUCAUGGAAGAAUCCAAGGCAAACGACCGAACCUCGGUACAAGUGCAUUCUUAGGUGGUGAAUACAACAGUGACAGUAAUAACCCUUAUGGGUGGGGUCGUAAAUAUUACUUACCUCAAAAUAGUAAGUUGUUAAGUAGUGAUCCAAGCGAUUACGCGUAUCCAUAUUCAAGUUGCGAUCAACACUCACAGUGGGGUAGAAGUGAACCCAGUUACGGUUCUUUAAGAAAAUUGUCAAACUCAAGUCAGUCUGAAUAUGGUUAUCGUGGCGAGAGUCCUCAUUACGCGCAAAGUGACAAAGGAACGUAUUCUCCGACACCGAGUGUUAAAUGUGACUCCACAACAAAUACUGACCAAUCACAUCUAAUGGAGACAAGUUUAAAAAGAAUGCAAACUGCUCGCGGAGCAGCACCUAGUAAUGGUAGUGGCACAGGUAUUCAGUAUCGUCGGCCAUUAAGUAAUGUGAGUAAUUCAUCAGGAGGUAGCAAUAAGAGUAAUGGUAGCAGCAAAGGUUCCAACGCUGUUGGAAGUCGGUUAGCAAAACAUGGUGUGGAUAAUGGAACACCUACAGGAAUUCCCAGACCUGGAAGUGCAGCAGCUAAAAUCUCUCUUAGCACACACAGUGACAUGGGUCAAGAUGCUUAUGCUAGCAGCACUCUAGAACGCAAGAAGAAAGGAUUGACAACAAGUAAGUCAUCCAGUAAUACAGCAGCUCCAGACUUCCAAUCGAAUACACUCGGCAGACGACGAUUGUUUGACAGUAAAUCAAGUUUAUCGAAAGGAUCUAACGGAGAAAAUGGAGGAAGUAUGUGUCCUUCGACUAUCAUCUCAAAUCCUCACGCAACGUACGGUAAAGGAACAGACUUUAAAGGACAACAAAGUCAUUAUGUUAAUCUUCAGCAACUGCAAGCAAUGCAGCAGUGCACGCUGCAGCAACACGGCCCCGCUAGUGGUUUAACGAAAUCAUCAACUAUAGAUUACGCAUAUUUAAGCGAUUAUGCAUAUUCAUCAGUCCAUGGAUCGAACCUGUCUCUCAUAUCAUCAGCAUCUUCAUCAGUUAAUUCUUCUGCCGAGGACAGACAAGCGCACGAGAUUCGUAAAUUGCGACGAGAGCUUGAAGGUGCCCAGGAUAAAGUUUUAACGUUGAGUAAUCAGUUGAAUACAAACUCUCAUGUGGUGGCAGCGUUUGAACAGAGUUUGUCGAAUAUGACAUCUAGAUUACAAGCCUUAACUCUUACUGCUGAACAAAAGGACUCAGAAUUAAAUGAACUUCGUCAUACAAUAGAAGCUUUGAAGAGACAGAGUGGUUUGACGAUAACUGAAAGUGGUAUCAUCAGCCCUAACUCUAGCAGACGUCAUACAUCUCCGGGGGUUGUACUUAAAGAUGGUCCAGUUCAUCCUCACCAACGACAUGUAUCUGAGAGUGGUAUUAUGAGACAGAUGUCAUCAGACAGUAUGUCUAGUAUAAACAGUUUAUCUAGUGCCUGUAGUGUAACCAGUCAACAUUCAGCUGCCACUGAUACAGAUUGUAAAGGCAAGAAGAAAAAGGGUUGGUUGAGGAGCUCAUUCAGUAAAGCAUUUAAUCGCAAGAAGAAUAAAAAUGGAUCAAUGUCUGAUGUAGAACCCGAUACACAGAGUUUAAGAUCCAAUAUAUCGGCACCAAACUCACCGUUACUACUCAUGCAUGGACCUCCAGGAGGACCUCUUAAAGGAUCUCAUUCCUCUGGAGCAUUAUGUGAAACUGAUGAUGUAGGAAACGUUGUUGAUUUGAAGAAACAGCUCCGUGAAAAAGAUAUGAAGUUAACAGACAUUCGUCUGGAAGCCUUGUCGUCUGCUCAUCAGUUGGAACAACUUCGAGAAACCAUGAAUAAAAUGAAGUCUGAAAUGAGUGCCUUGAAAUGUGAUAAUGAACGAUUAAAUCGUAGUGGUAAUCCCAUGACACCCCAGCACCAGAGAACACUACAUAUAUCCCAGUCAUCCCUAACACCAACACGAAGUAACGAUUCUUUAGAUAGAUCAAUAAGUCUCACAGAUCACAGUAGUCUAGAUAUGUUACUAGCUGAAACGGCAGCUAAUGAUCGUGAAGGUAAACGAGUAACACUGGCCAUGUACCUGGGUUCAAAUCCUGAUCCUACUAAAGAAGGAAUAGAGAAACCAGCGGAAGUAUUAAUAGGUUUCCUAUCAGUCAGUGGUAAAACUAAGUGGGAUAUACUGGAUAAUAUGGUCCGAAAAAUAUUUAAGGAAUAUGUACUUAGAGUUGAUCCAGUUACUAAUCUAGGUCUUAGUUCAGAAAGUCUUCAGUCAUAUCAUGUAGGGGAGAUAACUAGAACUAAAGACUCUGAGUUACCGGAGCUUCUACCUAUAGGUUAUCUAGUUGGGGAAACAAUGCAAAUAGGAAUCUGUCUCAAAGGUACUAAACAGAAUACUGUUGAUUCACUAGCUUUUGAAACGAUGAUACCCAAGUCCAUUGUUCAGCGUUACAUACAAUUGUUAUUGGAACAUCGCCGUAUUAUUCUAUGUGGACCAAGUGGAACAGGAAAAUCCUAUCUAGCUCAAAAACUAGCUGAACAUUUAGUAUUAAGAUCGGGCCGAGUUCUAACAGCUGGUUCAGUAGCGACAUUUAACGUGGAUCACAAAUCAUCCAAAGAGUUACGUCUGUAUUUGUCAAAUAUUGCCGAGCAAUGUGAGAAUACGAUAGCCAAUGAACUACCAGGAGUUAUAAUUCUGGAUAAUCUCCAUCACGUUAAUUCGUUAGCUGAUGUCUUUAAUGGCUUCCUGAGCGUUAAAUAUCAGAAAUGUCCAUAUAUAAUUGGAACAAUGAACCAGCAGACGUGUAACGCUACCAAUUUACAGUUACACCAUAACUUCAGAUGGGUUUUGUGUGCCAAUCAUAUGGAACCUGUAAAAGGAUUCCUGGGUAGAUAUCUACGUAGGAAACUUGUAGAAGCUGAAGUUAGAACAAGCAUCAGAAAUAAUGAUUUGAAUAAAAUCAUUGACUGGGUUCCUAAAGUCUGGGCACACCUGAAUAAAUUCCUAGAGACACAUAGUUCUUCUGAUAUUACAAUUGGUCCAAGAUUAUUUUUAUCAUGUCCUAUGGAUAUAGCUGGAUCACAAGUAUGGUUUACGGACCUAUGGAACUAUUCUCUAGUACCUUAUAUGUUAGAGGCUGUCAGAGAUGGGUUACAGGUUUACGGAAAGAGAGCACCAUGGGACGAUCCAUCAGACUGGGUGAUAGAGUCAUACCCAUGGCCAAAAGAGGGCAUGAAUGAUCGUGCAUUGUUAAAGAUAAGACCUGAAGAUGUUGGCUACGAUAGUCAGACAUCUCAGACACCAUCCAGUCCUUCAAGUACAAUAAAAACUAAAACACCUACAACCACUAAACCUACAGACGGUGAUGGUGACCCAUUGGUGAAUAUGUUAAUGAGAUUACAGGAAGCAGCUAAUUAUUCCAGUCCGCAGAGUAACGACAGUGAUUCAACCAGUCUCGAUAGUCAUAGUUCUAUCCAGGAAUUCUCCGGAUCAUCAGGGGUUGAAUCUACUUUAUAAACGUGAUGUAAGAUACAAAUUUAGCAGCUAUUUGUAUUAAAGAUAAUACGACUUCUACUUGCUAAGCCUUGUAUGGGCGUGUGUGUGGUGAAGUGUUAGCCCUCAGGGGGGAAAAGCUCCCAAACAUUUUUGAUAGGGCUAAUCGUGAUGUAGCAAUAUAGUGCUUAGCUUGGUGACGAGAUUGAACAUAUGGUUAUAGAUGAGGAUUUUAUUUUUAUAAAGUGACCUGGAUAUUCGGGUAUACAUAUUAUAUUAAUUAUUAUACUGCGUUGUUUACAUAACAAAAGACUGGAUUGUUAGAGGAUUUUCCUACAAAACCGUUCUUAUGGUGGAAUUAAUAUUUACAAUGCACGAAAAGACUGGAUAAACAUAUUUACAAAUGACUGGAUGAUCAACAGUUAUUAAAAUAAAAUAAAAUAAAAGGAGAUUCGUUGUUACAAAGUUACAAAAUUUUAUAAACAGAAUGGACUUACUCUCCAAUAAUGGAAAAAUUGUUUUUGUAAAAAUAUCAUUUUGUAGUUUGUGUUUUCAUAGUGUAAGGACCUUGAAAUAUGGAGAUUGGGCACAUAAAGCCUUUAAUUUGACUUCUGGGUUUCUUGUGUGUUUUAGUAAAUUUUUGUGUGCAAUAUAAACAUUAUAUAUUAUUGUGUUAUUUGACCAGAUAAUAAACAAUAUUUAUACACUGUGUGGACAAUGAAUCAUUACAAAACAUUUGUGGUUUGAGCGUUUUGCCUAGCAACUUUUUGGUUUUUGCUGCAGAAUAUAUUCUCUUGAUGUGCAAUUUAUUAUAAAGACAAUUUGUUGAAUCUACAGACACUGCCAUAUAUGUUCGUUGUGUGUUUAUGUGUAUUUUGCAACAGUUUCUCGAUGUGUAAACAUUGUGUUAGCAGCAUGCGAGGAAGGAUGUUUUUAAAUGAAAUGUUUUUUCUUUGUGUGGAUCUACAAUAUCAAUACAUGUAUAUUUACAUUACAGUCAAGGUGACAUUUGAGGAAAACAGUAUUACAAAUAAGAGCGAGAUGUUGUUUAUUGUCCACUCGUCAACAAACUAGGUCAUUUCGGGAUUAAUGUAUGGUACAAUGUUAUUUCAAUAACUUGCUUGCAUGUAGGGGUCUUUACAAGUGGAAGGAAACCAGAGGACACAGAGAGAACUAAUGAGGUUAGACAUGCGAUCCAACUCCUUGUACAUACAAGGUGGGAAUCAAAAGCAAGCGCAUCAAAUCACAAGUCUGUCAUUAAGGCAAGUGGUGUGGUUUCGACUCUUUGCUUGUAAGUGAUAAGGAGUAGGAUUGCCGGUCCAAACUCAUGAGUUUUCUCCAUGUCCGCCAGUUUCAUCCCACUGUUAAAGACCCUGGGGCACAAACGAAAUAUUGAAAUAAAAUUGAACCGUAUGUUAGUCCCGAAAUGAACUAGUUUGUAUCGAGUGGACGUUAAACCCCAUUUCUCUAUCUCUCUUAUUGUCUAAAGCGCAUGCGCUAGACAAUUACACCCAACCCCCUGUCACAAAUUAAACUAAAAUAAUACGAUUGACUAAACGAAUGAAAUACAAUGAUCAGAUCAGACUCCUGUUCCAUGAUAUAUUUGUAAAUAGGGGCUUGAUUACCCUGUUUAUCAGCAAAACAAACUCAAAAUAACAUUUCAUUUGAAAACAACCUUUUAAUAUGUUUCAUAUAAAACACAUGCAUAUUGUGUUUACAUCAAUACAGUGAAUUCGUAAAUGUUGCCAAAAUUAAGAUUGUUAAAAAUUGUGUUUUGCAUUAUUUUUGUACAUCUUAUAAAUUUAAAAUAAGGAAAAUUUUGACAAAACUUGUAAAAUGUUUUUUUUUUAUUAUUUUUUUUUUUUUAUCAAAAAGAGAUGUUUAUUCUUUUAUACUAUUUUAUGAAUCAUUACAUUUCAUUUUUAUUCAUAUUUUAAUUUUCUCUUUUUAGUUUUAUUUUCUUCAUGUCACCUUCUACUAAACUUUCGGAUGAAAGUUUUUUUUUUAUAUUGAAAAUAGAAAUACAUCAGAACCAUCUUUCGUUAUUUAAGGAGCAAAUUUCGAUAGACAAAUAAUGUACAUGUCUUGUAUUAUUGUUUUGAGGGUUAGACAUAGAAUUCUUUUUUUUUUUUAAAUAGCAUUUUCAAAUGUUUUGUUUAUUUUUUUCCAUAAUAAAAGAGAGCAUUUUACAUAUUCCUUGUUUGUAAAAUAUGAGAAAAAAGUGUAAUAUACUAGUCAUAAACAUUCAUGUUUUCGACCUUUGCUUUGUUUGUAAAAUAUGGAAAAAUAGUGGAAUUCUGCCUGAAAAUCAAGUUUAUUUGUAAAGUCGUUUAUGAGAUUUCUGUAAUUUAAUGUUUUGAUAUCAUUAUCAGGUCAUCAGAAACUAGUAAAUCUUUUGUAUUUAAUAUGAUGUUUCCUAAAACCAAUACCUUAAAAUAGAAUAGGUAUAUGUAAAUUUGUAUAAUUUUUGUAUUUAUUGUAAAUGUAUUGAAUGUGAAAGUGUUGCUAUUGACGACCACUAAAUAACCCUAGUAUUAAUGUUAUAUCCAUUAAAAACUGAGAUGUAAUGUAAUUAGUAGAAAACAAGGGUCAUAUAAUGCAAAGUGUACAUUAUAUUUCUCAGAAUAGUACAAAGUUGCCAUAGUGACUGGUAGCCAUGGUGAUACAUUGCCAUUAGUUACCAUUUUAUAUUGUAUUUGUAAAUCAGUCAUCUUGGAAAAUACUAAACAUUAAUAUCAUAGUGAUCGGUAGCCAUGGUGAUGUUGCCAUAGUUACCAUUUUAUAUUGUAUUUGUAAAUCGGCCAUCUUAGAAAAUACUAGAAAUUAAUAUCAACCGGAAACAUUAUUAUUAUUUUAAAUGUAUGUUAAAUGUAUAUAUAUGUAUAUUUAAUUAUACCAUGUAUAUAUAUACAUGAUUAUAAUCAUUGUUCAGAUUUUCGUGUAAUUUGAAUUGUAAAUUAUGUUUUCAUUGUUAUUUAUUAUAUGUGUGUUUUAGGAUGUUUUGGGAAGAGCUUAAAGCCUGUCCCUAAUUAUUUCUGUCAAGUGCAUCCUGUACUAUUCGUCUGUAUAGAGCUAUAGAAAAACUGUAGUAUUUAAAUAAAAGGGAUUUAGUCGCGGCUAGGAUCAGGUUUUGGUUUUUCUUUCUCAAAUGAAUAAAAACUAUUUAAAAAUUA